UGUGAAAUGACCCUAUGCAGCAACUUGAUUUGUGCAUACAAUACGGGUCCUCGUGCAGGUCUCUCCAGAACCGGAUCUGCAGAAGAUUCUGGCGACGGCACGCCGUUGGGGAUCGAUCCUUCCUGCAUCGGUGGUCUUCACGCGUGCCACAUUCGACGAGAUGGUCGCUCAGCGGGCUGUCAUCUUUCUGGAGGACAACGCGAUGCACAGCCUCGUCGCGGCCCUGUAUCCUCAGAAGCCGGGACUCGGCAUCAUCUAUCCAGCCGUGCAGCACACCAUAUCGGCCCAGUUCUCCAUGUUCAUGCGAAACACUCUGGACCCGAAAAUUAUGAAACUUCUGCACACCAGAUGCCGUUGGAUGCACGAGUCCGGACUAACGGAGCGGAAGCGGCUGCAGUUACUGCCGCGCUCCUGGUACCUGACGCGGCCUUCUUCGUCUCAAGUCCACUCCCUAUCGACGGAAGAUACGGCGGCCCUGUUCUACAUGGUGUUGCUGGGACUAAGCGUGGCGAUGGCUGCACUCGCAGGCGAAUUGAUCCUUCACCGCUUGAUGGGAACGCAAGGACCGAUUCGUGGAAUACGGACUAGGCGGCUCGUCAAGAAGCGACCUCGUCUGCGUUUAAAUAGGCCGAAGGGGAGCGUCGUGCCCAUGUACUGAGGUCAAUACAGCUCUCUAGAACGCCGGAACGGCACACUGCGGGACGUUCCAGCACGCUACGGCACUGUGUAUACCGAUAACAAGUAGUUUGAGAUAAAUCACGCUUAAGAAUUCAUCCUAAGCGGCCAUGCAUGCUAGGACUUGGGCUCUUUCAAACCAGGUGUAAUCGGCAAACGUAGUCAGUGUAGUCCGGAGCGUGCCGUUCCAGUGUUCUAGGCAAGUGUGUUGACCUCUGUACUGCGCUCAUAUUAUGACAGCACUCCCUGUGUUCGCCUAAAAAGUCUCUCACGUGCUAGUUUUAACUAUACUGGAAUGUAAUUCGAGUGGUGUGUCAAAUACGUAAGCAGACUCGAGAGUCUGGGCUUAAACUAGCAAGCUGAUUCGUUAAUUUGAUGUUAGCGCACAUAGUGUUAUUGAGUAGUGCAAUAUUACGGCUCGUUUGGUUUGACACUAAAUAAAAAGAAAACGU
Molecule: messenger RNA, 1127 nt
Organism: Rhipicephalus sanguineus (brown dog tick)
Lineage: Eukaryota; Metazoa; Arthropoda; Arachnida; Ixodida; Ixodidae
Exons: 2
Coding region: 161-658 (165 amino acids)
Source: RefSeq, a predicted model, not a curated record